Messenger RNA from Hyaloperonospora brassicae, 1113 nucleotides. The record is from the annotation of a GenBank genome assembly. Lineage: Eukaryota; Oomycota; Peronosporomycetes; Peronosporales; Peronosporaceae.
AUGGGGAAACUGCGCGGCUAUGACUUCUACCGCGCUAUCGGGUCGCCCACACGCAUCGUCGCGCCAAUGGUGGACCAGUCCGAGUUGGCGUUUCGCAUGCUGUGUCGGACGCUCGGAGCCGACUGCUGCUACACGCCCAUGCUCCACAGCCGCCUAUUUACCGAGAGUGCCGAGUACCGGGACAAGAUGUUCGAGCACCACAUCCAGGACCGGCCGCUGAUCGUCCAGUUUUGUGGCAACGAUCCAGCAACUGUGUUGGCAGCGGCCAAGAUGGUGGAACGCCAUUGUGACGCCGUGGACCUGAAUCUGGGCUGUCCGCAGGGCAUUGCUCGCAAGGGCCACUAUGGAUCGUUUCUGAUGCAGGACAAGGACACGGUCAGGUCUAUCGUCGAGACGCUGAGUGCGGGACUUGAGGUGCCCGUGACGGUCAAGAUCCGAGUCUUUCCCGACGACCAGGAGACGCUCGAAUUUGCCCAGAUGCUGCAGGACGCUGGAUGUGAUCUACUGACGGUGCACGGCCGCACAAAAGAGAUGAACAAGACCGCAGUGGGAGCCAUUGACUGGGACAUCAUUCGACGCAUUAAGGAGCAAUUGAGCAUUCCCGUGUUUGCGAACGGAGGAGUGGAGACCCCUGACGAUAUCGCGCGUUGUCUUGCGGCUACAGGCUGUGACGGCGUGAUGAGCUCAGAAGGGGUGCUGGAAAACCCGGCGUUAUUUGCUGACGCGAACAACACACCCGGCGUAGACACGUCGUUUCUAGAGCUGGCAAGACAGUACCUUGGGUUUGCAACGCUGUAUCCGCCUGUGAGUGAUAAGAUUGUGCGUGCGCACCUGUUUAAGAUGCUGUUCCAAGAUCUGCGGAUGCACCCGGACUUGCGCGACGCGCUAGCAGCUGCCAAGUCGCAAGAGGAAAUGGUGCAGAUCGUAGAUGAGCUCGCGGAGCGCUUGAAGGGAUCGGUGGACAAGAAUGCAGCGAGUGAGAUGACGAACGAUGUGGUGUACGCGGCUGAGACGAGUUGGUAUCGCCGCCACCGACAAGGCCAAGAAAAGCUUCGACGUCGCGACUCGUACGAAAAGUGCCUUGACACUGGCUUUGGCAAUUUGUUUGAGUGA